CCACAAUUAGUUAAUAAGUUUGGAUAUUUAAAUGUGGACAUUCAGUUGAUUGUUGGAUUUACAAUUCCAAGUUUAUAUCAACAAUUAACUUUCAUCUCUAUUUUUUUGUACAGUAAAAACAAUCCAAUUGAGUUUUAAUCCAGUUUAUUAUUUUAAUUGCUUGUGAUUUCAUUUUGUUUGCUAAAUCAUCAUAAUACUUAUCAAUAUGAGCUAUACCAUAAUUAUUGUGAUUACAUUUACACUUGUUAAUUGUUGUCUUCAUCUAGUUUCAUCUGAAUCAUUAAAUGAACCCAAUGGUUGGAUUAACAGUAAUCCGACAACAACCGAUCAACAAUCAAGUAAAUUGUUUUUCCUCAAAUAUUUAAUUCCCAAUGGUAAAUCAAUCAACAAUAAAAAUCUCGCUGAAAAUCAAGGUUGGUUGUUAAAUGAUUACUUUAAUCAACCAAUGAUGAUGUACGGUAAACGGGAAAGUGGUGGUGGUGGUGGAUCAAGAUUAGCCGAUGAUCUUCCUCCUCCACCCCCUGGAUUUGUCGGGUCAAGAGGCCGUCGAGCGGGUGAACUGAUCGGCUCUGAUAUUGACAUUCGAAGCACUUUAAUCAACCGAAUGGCCAAAUCGAUGGGCAUCUCACCUUUACUUUUAAUUGAUCGAUUGCGACAAAAUGAAAGUAAAAAGAAAGACUUGUUACCUUAUAAAGACGCAUUCAUGGGAUCAAGAGGUUAACUAAUUAACUAAUUCAAUUACAAUUACAAUUACAAUCAACGAUCAUAAACUCUCUCUCUCUCUCUUAAUUGUUAUCAUAAUCUCAUAAUCUCAUCUCUUAAACAAAGAAAAACUUAACUGACUAAUUGAAACUAAAAUACUUGUAGCAAAAAAAAAGUAAAUAAAUUAAUCAUUUGAUUGUGAAUAAAGAUGAAAAUGUUGAUUAAAUUGUAA
Panonychus citri (citrus red mite) is the source of this 934-nucleotide messenger RNA. RefSeq lists its product as uncharacterized. Lineage: Eukaryota; Metazoa; Arthropoda; Arachnida; Trombidiformes; Tetranychidae. The coding region runs from base 206 to 721 and encodes 171 amino acids. The record is from RefSeq and is a predicted model, not a curated record. The transcript is spliced from 3 exons.